Molecule: messenger RNA, 1593 nt
Organism: Sycon ciliatum
Lineage: Eukaryota; Metazoa; Porifera; Calcarea; Leucosolenida; Sycettidae
Product: collagen alpha-1(III) chain-like
Exons: 1
Coding region: 174-1247 (357 amino acids)
Source: RefSeq, a predicted model, not a curated record
CAUCUGCACUAUACAGCUAAUAAUACCGCCAAGAGCGGAAUAAAGGCCGCUGACUUUCGUCAGUUGCAGCACACUUCUUGCCAGGGAGAAGACGUGAAGGGCUGCUGUGACUCGUCCUACAAACUGCUCUUUUUUUCUUGAUUAGUAUUUUACUACCACUACGAACUGUAGUCAUGAAGGGAGCAUUGUUGUGCAUCCUAGUUCUCCUGGCUCUGGCAGCCAUCAGCUCCGCACAGCGUGGCCGCGGAGGUGGCAGGGGCCGCGGCGGAGGCAGUUCGUCGCCCGGUGGACGACCGGGGACAGGAGGAGGAGGUGGAAGGCCGGGAACAGGUGGAGGUGGAAAAGGACGCGGCAGCGGCUCUCCUGGUCGCGGCGGCGGCUCUCCUGGUCGCGGCGGCGAUAGGGAUAAUGAUGAUGACGGUGAUAAUGAGAACGGUGGUGGUGGUCAAGGCGGUGCACCAGCUAGAAGCCAGCCUGCUGAAGGACAGGGAGAUAAUGACAACAGUGAUCGACGGGAUGGUGGACGACCAGGUGGUAAGGGGCCUCAGCGUGGUGGUGGACGACAGGGAGGUGAAGGCCCACAGCGUGGUGGCGGGCGACCAGGCGGUGCUGGGCCACAGCAGGCUGGUGGCCGACCAGGCGGCAAACCAGACCCACAACGACGACCGGGAAGUGCAGGCCCACAACGCGGAGAAGGACGACCAAGCGGCAAAGGCCCACAGCGAGGUGGCGGACGACCAGGAGGUGCAGGGCCACAGCAGGGUGGAGGACGACGAGGUGGUCGCCCCGGAGGCAAUAACAACUCACCAAGGCCUAACCCACUAGCUAGAGCACUGAAUUGCCCUGUCAACCCUGCACCAAUGGCAAUGGUUGAUCACAGUGCCGUAUCCAUUCAAGAUAUCCGCAGCUGCAUCCAGGAAGCCUUUAGAGCAGCUGGUCCAGGUGGUCCAGGUGGUUCAGGUGGUUCAGGUGGCCCAGGUGGCCCAGGUGGUUCAGGCGGCCCCCAAGGUGGAUCCGGACAAGAAGGUCCAGGACAACAGGGCCCAGGUCAGGAUGGACCUGGCAUGGCAGGACCCGGAGCGGGCGGGCCGCCAGCUGGUGGUCCUCCAGACGGCCAGGGUUCAGGUACUGACGGACCUAUGGGAAGUGGUGCCGACGAAGAAAAUGUGUGCAGCCUGGUGCGUCAAUUAUGCUGCAGCUUCCAGCGAAUCUGCCUCAAUAUUUCGCGAUCCCUGCGCCCCUUGUAAGAUCAAAUCAGGGCUGAGUGACCUCCUGAAGGACCUUACUGACUAUUUACUUCCACCAAUAGCAUUAUGUCUUUAGCGUCUGUUGCAAAACUUCCAUCUCUACGUUGAUUCCUCGACAUAUUUUCCUUUUAAACAUUGCUGACUGCCUUCCGCUAUCCUGCGCACAUUCUGUACGAAGUAUCGCCACAACAUACUUUUUAAAUUUGAACUAAAAAUAAACUUCAACUUAGCUGCUGUGGCCACCGCUGGCUGGGGUCUGCGGAUAGGUGAGAAUGUUAUUAUAUUUUUGGAAAUGAUUUUUCAUCUACAUGUAGAAUCUAAAAUUGCAAUAAAAGAACAAAUUCCG